AUGGCAUCUGCAGCUACGCGUGUCACGAACUGUGAGCUGCGGCCGGUGAAGUCAGAGGUUUGGGGAAGAGAACCGGGUGGUCCACCUCAAGUGACGAUUCCAAGACCGAAAGCGGCGCGAACAUUGUGUUGCAGCCGCGUCUGUUUCGUGUAUCAGAAGCCGCCUCAGCCACUGCUUCUUGGGUUUCUCCCUUCUCCCUGA
Sphenostylis stenocarpa is the source of this 201-nucleotide messenger RNA. The record is from the annotation of a GenBank genome assembly. NCBI's taxonomy places the organism in Eukaryota, Viridiplantae, Streptophyta, Magnoliopsida, Fabales, Fabaceae.